Molecule: messenger RNA, 2175 nt
Organism: Saccoglossus kowalevskii
Lineage: Eukaryota; Metazoa; Hemichordata; Enteropneusta; Harrimaniidae
Product: mediator of RNA polymerase II transcription subunit 23-like
Biological process (GO): regulation of transcription by RNA polymerase II; positive regulation of gene expression
Cellular component (GO): mediator complex; transcription regulator complex
Source: RefSeq, a predicted model, not a curated record
AUGUCGGAUGCCGCUAGAAACCUGGAGAGGAAAAAGCAACAAGGCCGGGCAGAGCCGCUCGGAAUCAUUCCCCAAAAACAGAGAUGUCCUGUACUUGAGGAUCAACUGGUGGAUUUGGUUGUUGUUGCCAUGGAGAGAACAGAAACAGACAUCACAGUAGAAGAAGGGUCAUCCAGCCAUGUACUAUGGCAACAUUUGUCUAGUCAGCUCAUCUAUUUUGUUUUAUUCCAAUUUGCUAGUUUCCCUCACAUGGUUCUAUCUUUACAUCAAAAAUUACGCUCCAGAGACUUGACAAAAGGACGUGAUCAUCUGAUGUGGGUAUUAUUACAGUUCAUAUCUGGCAGUAUACAGAAGAAUCCACUCAGUGAUUUCCUGCCGGUUAUGAAAUUAUUUGAUUUAUUGUAUCCAGAACGCGAUAGUUUACCAGUAGCUGACAUUUCUAAACCACAGUCCACACAUUCAUUUGCUAUGACAUGUAUUUGGAUUCAUCUCAAUAAGAAAGCACAGAACGAAUUCGCCAAGCUACAAAGACCUGUUCCUACAGCUCUCAAGGCACAGCUAGAAUUUCUUGAUCAGAGUAUUACGACAAAGAGUUUACCAAUGUCAGAUUAUCGCAUUGCACUUCUAUGUAAUGCUUAUAGCACCAAUACGGAAUAUUUCACGUUGCCGAUGGGGAUAUUAGUUGAGACGAUUUAUGGCUCCAAUAAAACAACUACACCAAUAGCUGGUGUCAAUUGUGUUGCUUCGGGACCAAUCACGCCAUUAUCUAUGAGUUUACUGGAUUCCCUUACCAUCCAUGCAAAGAUGAGUUUGAUUCAUAGUAUUGUUACCAAGGUGAUGAAGAUGGUCCAGAAUCCUAUGACGGCCAAUAUAGCACUAGCGCCGGCAUUGGUGGAGACGUACAGUCGGUUGUUAGUCUACAUUGAGAUUGAAUCUCUUGGAAUUAAAGGUUUUAUUGGUCAGCUGUUGCCAAUUGUAUUCAAGAGUCAUGCAUGGGGGACACUUCACACCUUAUUAGAGAUGUUCAGCUAUCGAUUACACCACAUACAACCGCAUUAUAGAGUACAAUUACUGAGUCAUCUGCACUCUCUAGCAAUCGUUCCACAGACAAAUCAGCAUCAGUUACAUCUAUGUGUUGAGACCACAGCAUUACGUCUAAUCACCAGUUUAGGCAGUAUAGAGGUACAGCCCCAAUUAUCUAGGUUCUUGAAUGAUCCAAAACAGCUCUUGUCAACUGAAUCUGAAGAACUGAAUAGAGCAUUGGUUUUGACAAUUGCCAGAGCCAUGCAUGUAACAGGAAACUGGUGCAAAGAUAUCUUAACUACUCUUAUACACAACACACCUCAUAACUGGGCAAGUCACACACUAUCAUGCUUCCCAGCCCCAUUACAACAGUUCUUCAGACAGAAUCCUGCCACUCAAGAAAAUAGAGCCGCAAUGAAGAAAAGCGUGGAGGAAGAGUACAAGAAAUGGAAAUAUUAUGGACCGAUGGAGUGCAAUAAAAUAAUGCUUGAUAAUUUGAUAAACUUGUUAUGGAAGAUGUUGUUAGAGACGGACCAUGUGAGCGCUGUAGCCGUGAAGAUUUUAGAAAGAAUUGGGGCACGAGCAUUGUCAAGUCAUGUUCGGACGUUUGCUGAUUUCUUGGUCUAUGAGUUCUCUACGUCUGUAGCUGGUAACCAUGUGAACAAGUGUAUUGAAACAUUGAAUGAUAUGAUAUGGAAGUACAAUAUUGUAACAUUGGAUAAACUUGUCUUGUGCCUGGCGCUGCGUAGUCAUGAAGGAAAUGAAGCACAAGUUUGUUCGUUUAUUAUUCAGUUACUAUUGCUGAAAACGAGUGAAUUCCGAAGCCGAGUCAACGACUUUGUAAAAGAAAACUCACCAGAACAUUGGCUGCAGACCGACUGGUACUCUAAACAUAUGGCUUUCCACAGGAAAUUUCCUGAGAAAUUUUAUUUUGAGGGACUGCAGGAGUUCUGUGGGAUGGGUAGUCAGUCAUCCCACCAGUACUUACCAAUAUAUUUUGGUAAUGUAUGUCUCCGCUUCUUACCGGUGUUUGACAUUGUUAUACAUCGAUUCUUGGAAUUGCCUCCAGUCACCAAGUCUUUGGAAACCAUACUGGACCACCUCGGUGGCUUGUAUAAAUUCCAUGGUAAGUACACUUAUAUAUAUAUAUAU